Molecule: messenger RNA, 1447 nt
Organism: Caenorhabditis sp. 36 PRJEB53466
Lineage: Eukaryota; Metazoa; Nematoda; Chromadorea; Rhabditida; Rhabditidae
Source: the annotation of a GenBank genome assembly
AUGAAUGGGAGGCCGAAUGGGCGUGGUCAGACGUGGCAGUGACGUCACGUCGCACGUCUCCAGUUCAGGGAAAUCUGGCGCCGCGCCCUGUCUUCAGAACUUUUCAAUCAUUCGCAGUAUCGGAAGAGGAGCAUUCGGAAAAGUGUGCAUUGUGCAGGAGAGAAAGACCAAAAAGUAUUUCGCUCUCAAAUAUAUGAACAAGCGACGGUGCAUCGAGAAGGUACCGUAAUCCCGGCUUUCUGUUUUCCGUUUUCAAUCACGACGUAAGCUUUUUCAGGGAGUUGCCGCCAAUGUAAUCCGUGAGCUCACACUUCUCAGCAAGAUUUCCCAUCCGUUUAUAGUCAAUCUCUGGUAUACAUUCCAGGUAUUUCGCUCCCAAAUCUCUCCUUUCUCAUCCAAUCUUUUCAGGACCCCGAUUACAUGUACAUGGUGUCCGACUUGCUUCUCGGGGGCGAUCUCAGAUACCAUUUGAGCCAGCAGGGAAAGUUCGCAGAGGAUCGGUAAUAUCGCCCUUCUGCACACUCUUCUGACCUCUUCCUUCAGAGCCAAAUUGUAUUUGUGCGAGAUUUGUCUGGCCGUCGAAUACCUGCACGAGAUGAAAAUAGUUCAUCGUGACAUCAAACCGGAAAACAUUCUGCUCGAUGAGCAGGGCCACGCCCAUCUCACCGAUCUGAAUCUGGCGACGCAAUUGGAGCAUGACGAACUGGCGACUUCGUACUCGGGCACACGGCCGUAUAUGGCUCCGGAGGUAUAUGCGACGUACUUGGGAAUGGAGGACGGAUACGAUAGUCGGGUGGACUGGUGGGCUCUCGGAGUUUGCUUCUACGAGAUGCUCCGAGGACGGACUCCGUUCGAGUUCAGCUCUAGGACGAAGCCAGAGGAGGUGAGGGCGAGCAACGACUAUGGUAGAUUAAAGGGACAUUGCAGGCGUACGUGGCAUUCCGUGAAUCAUCGAUACCGUAUCCCUCUCAUUGGCCGACAGAUCUCAUUCAAUUUAUAAACACUAUGCUGAAGUUCGACAAAGAGAAGAGGAUUGCUAGUCUAGAAGGAAUUAAAAAGCACGCGUACACAGAAAGGAUAGACUUCAACAGUGUAUUCCACAGGUGCUCAUGUCUUCAGUGAACUGAACUAAACUGAACUUUUGCAGAAAGCCAGCGCCCGUUUUCAUUCCGUGCAAAGAAGGACUCAACUGUGAUCCGAUGUACGAACUCGAAGAACGGAUUCUCGUCUCCACACCCAUCCAUCGGAGGCGUGCCAACUACAACAACAGCUCGGGCAGGAGCUCCAGUGAGCCACACAACGCGGCUCUCGUCGAAGUGUCGAAGGUACGACGAGAGGGAUUACUGUAGUUUUGGAUGACUGAAAAGUGCUCUCCUUUCAGGCGUUCAUCGAUUUCUCUCGACACAACAUGAAGAACGAGGCGAACGGAGUGUGCAGAUCCGCCUAG